CCAGGGAAGGGUCUUUUUGGGAAGGUGACAUUUGAGCCAAGAAGACAGUGAGGAAGAAACCACCUUGUGAAGAUCUGACUUCUGCAUUCCAGGCAGAGACCACAGCAAGUGCAAAGGCCAUGAGGCAGGAAUGAGCUUGGUGUGUUUGAGGACCAGGGAGAAGACCCGUGGGGCCGGAGCAUAAGAGGUGUGGGCGUUGGGGGUCAACAAGAACAACAAACAACAAGAACAAGGUCUGAUGAUUCCCUCAACUCCCCGGGGUUGCUCCCCACCCCCUGACUGUGCCUCCCACCUUUCCAAAAUCUUGCUGCUGGGGAAACUGGAUCCUUAGGUCCCCCGAGAGGAGUGAAGAUGCUGAAGAACCAGGCCUGGGUCCCAGGGAUGGAGGGUGCCUGAAGGUGCAGUUGGGAGAAAGGAGGCCUGGAUAGUGGGUGAGGAAUAGAAAGGGGAAGUGAUUGGAAGGGCAGACAUCUGGGCUCUGGGGUGGAGGGCCUGAGCUGGGCAAGGAGCAAAGAUGCCAUGUGAGUCUUCUCCAUUCAUGACUCACCCACUCUUCCUCCUCCUCUUCAUUGCUCAACCCCAAAUCUCCCUGGGAAUUACCUCACUGACUGGAGAUCAAGCCAGUGCCUCACAGGGUAAUUGAGUCAUGAGGGGUGGAGCAGAGGAAAGGAAGCAGAGGAUAAAUAGUAGCUUUGCCUCCCUGGCCCCUCUCUGCAUCCUCCCCACUUCCCCAACAAUAUGCAUCUUGCCAGUUUGCUCAGCUCCUGCUUCCUCUUGCUGCUGUUGGGGCCUUUGCCUGGAUGGGCGGCCGGUGCUGACCCCGUUAAGAAGGUCACUGAAGGGAUCAGCAAAGGGCUGAGCAAUACAGAGAGAGAGGUGGGCAAGGCCCUGGAAGGCAUCAAUAAUGGAAUCCCUCAAGCUGGAAGGGAGAAAGAUUUUAGUGGGCUCAACAGUGUGGGGAGCCAGGCCGGUAAGGAGCUGGACAAGGGCGUCCAGGGGCUCAACCACAACUUGGACAAGGUAACCCAUGGAAUCAACAAUGUCGCCGGACAAGCAGGAAAGGGAGCAGAGAAGUUUGUCCAUGGGGUCAACAGUGCUACUAGACAGGUUGAGAAGGAGGCAAACAAAGUGAUUCAGGGGGUCCACGAUGGGGUCAACCAGGCAGGAAGUGAGGCAAGUAGGUUUGGCCAGGGGGUCCACCAUGCCGGGAAAGAGGGAGAAAAAAUAGUCCAGGGGGUCCAUCAUGGAGUUAAUCAGGCUGGAAAGGAGGUGGGAAAGUUUGGUCAGGAGGUCAGCCACGCUGCAGGGCAGGCCGGGAAAGAGGGAGAAAAAAUAGUCCAAGGGGGGCAUCAUGGAGUUAAUCAGGCUGGAAAGGAGGCAGAGAAAUUUGGCCACGGGGUCAGCCACGCUGCUGGUCAGGCUGGAAAGGAAGUGGAGAAACUUGGCCAAGGUGUCCACCACGCUGCUGGCGAGGCCGGGAAGGAGGAGGACGGGUUGCAUCAGACUGUUCAUGAUGGGACCAACCAAGCCGGCAAGGAAGCCAACCAGCUGCUGAAUGGCAAUCCUCAAGGCAGAUUCACUCACCCGAACGGAGGGGCUGCAAUCACAACCUUAACAUCUGGAGCUUCGGUCAACAAGCCCUUCAUUGACCUUUCAGUUCUGUGGAAGAGCCUCACCAACAUCAUUCCCUAAACUGAUGAACUGGCCUUGUUGAACAGACUGACAUUCCUGUUGUCAUAUCAGCUGAAGUGGCCUGAAGGAGCCGGGGGGAAGUAGGAGGAUAGAUUUCUGGAGUCCCUUAGGGGGCUGUACUGAGAUUUGUGGAUAAAUACAACACACCGUACUCUCA
Delphinapterus leucas (beluga whale) is the source of this 1849-nucleotide messenger RNA. The record is from RefSeq and is a predicted model, not a curated record. Lineage: Eukaryota; Metazoa; Chordata; Mammalia; Artiodactyla; Monodontidae.